Chaetomium fimeti is the source of this 1036-nucleotide messenger RNA. RefSeq lists its product as uncharacterized. Bases 170 to 931 code for a protein of 253 amino acids. The record is from RefSeq and is a predicted model, not a curated record. Lineage: Eukaryota; Fungi; Ascomycota; Sordariomycetes; Sordariales; Chaetomiaceae. The transcript has 4 exons.
CCCAUCAUCACAUGCCAACAUCGAACCCCUCUCCCCUAUUGACCGAGAAACGGACGUCUGGCGCAGACGCCCAAUAGGAACCUCCGCAGUUCCUGUUGAUCACAAGCUGCAGGCAGCCCAAAGCAGGAGAAAGCCCUAGCAGUCUGGGUGCCUAAGCACUCAACGAGUCAUGUCCGCUCGCUCUCCAUGUCUGUUCCGCCCCCGCCGGCCCCCCUUCUCUUUCGUCGGCGUCAGCAUUCUCCCAGCUCGUCCACCUUCGAAGAUGGAGGGAACAAGCGACAACCAGGUCACCAACGAGUUCCUGUCCCAAUUUUUACCGCGGUGUUGCCCCCAGCAUAAUGCAGCGGCGGAGCCAUUGGGCUUUGCACCCAAUGGGCCAAACGGGCGCGGGACUGAUGGCAAUGCCGGCAUGAGCGAAGACGUCGCCAAUCUCACGGAUCUGCUUGAGCUCACGGAUCUGCUUGAGCUUAGGGAUCUGCUUGGGCGAACCCCCAUCCUGGUGCGAGUACUCAACGAUGGUCAACUACGGGUGCUGUUCGAACGGUUGGCGUGCAUCAUCAGUCAGUGCAUCCCCGGCACCGAGGCGCACUCCCGUCUCGGCCAGAUACCUGCCUCGUCAGCUCUACAACAGCACGCCGACUCCCGGCCGGACCGACCCGGUUCCUCCCCGCAGCCAUCCGAGCUCAGCUCCCCGGCUCCCCUUCGUCCACGCCCUCUGGCCGAGGUUAAGGCCCCAAAGGACCACUGGUUAGGGGUCGUAACCGAGUCAAACCCAAAGGAUAUCUUGUCGUUCGCUGCUCGCUCGAUAGGUGUGCGCGUGGACGAACUCGGAUUCAGCGAAACAAGGAGCUCGAAAACAGCGGUUGUCCGCUUGAAGAGGUUUGGUGACAUGGUCGUCCUUCACGACCUUACCGCCCCAUGCCGAGACUGAAAAACCAUUGACGGCUUACGCCUUGAGCGAAUUUGUCCCGGUUUAAGGAAAAAAAGCAGCUCCAGGCGAGUGAGCCGGAGGCUAACGGUACGUUGCCGGCUUAGA